AUGAGAUCGGCGCCAGGAACCCAGCCGUCAAAGAGCGAUUCCUGGGAUUUGGCAAAAGGCCAGCAGGGCGCGGGAGUAAGGCGGCAGGAGGACACAGAGGAGACGGAGUCGCUGACGUCAGCAAACGAGGCCGACGGCGAGGAGUCGGUGGAGGAUUAUCAAAAGGACGUGGGAGCAGAUCACUCGCCGGGCAGCAUGAGCAAGGCAGGCGAGAGGCGUCACGGAGAAAAACGCGAAGAGCGAGGGAAGGCGACGGGAUCAGAUCGCUCAGCAGACGAAGUGCGUGGGCGUGGUGAGAGGCGACGCGGGGGCGCGGAAGCAGAUCGCGUGCCAGAGGAGGUGCGCGGAGGUGACGUGAGACGCCAAGGGAGCCGCGCAGAUGCAGAUCGCGCACCAGAGGAGGUGCGCAGAGAUGCAGAUCGCGCACCAGAGGAGGUGAGCGGAGGUGACGUGAGACGCAAGGGGAGCCGCGCGGAUGCAGAUCGCGCACCAGAGAAGAUGCGCGGAGGUGACGUGAGGUGCCAGGGGAGCCGCGCGGAUGCAGAUCGCGCACCAGAGGAGAUGCGCGGAGGUGACGAGAGGCGCCAGGGGAGCCGCGCGGAUGCAGAUCGCGCACCAGAGGAGAUGCGCGGAGGUGACGUGAGGCGCCAGGGGAGCCGCGCAGAUGCAGAUUGCGCACCAGAGGAGGUGCGCGGAGGUGACGUGAGACGCCAGGGGAGCCGCGCGGAAGUGGCAUGA
Messenger RNA from Closterium sp. Yama58-4, 738 nucleotides. The record is from the annotation of a GenBank genome assembly. Lineage: Eukaryota; Viridiplantae; Streptophyta; Zygnematophyceae; Desmidiales; Closteriaceae.